Messenger RNA from Bubalus bubalis (water buffalo), 3481 nucleotides. RefSeq names its product solute carrier family 9 member A4 (gene SLC9A4). Lineage: Eukaryota; Metazoa; Chordata; Mammalia; Artiodactyla; Bovidae. Gene Ontology annotation, molecular function: sodium:proton antiporter activity. Gene Ontology annotation, cellular component: membrane. Gene Ontology annotation, biological process: proton transmembrane transport; regulation of pH; sodium ion transport. The record is from RefSeq and is a predicted model, not a curated record. The transcript is spliced from 12 exons. The coding region runs from base 615 to 3008 and encodes 797 amino acids.
CUGCCAGAGAACUCAGGGAACGCAUUUCAUUACAGAAGUCAAAUCUGAACAAAUAAUUAAGUGUGGUUCAAGAGCUACCUGCAGCCUUGGCCAUUCAAAACAAGGGAGCUAGCAGAGGGAGGAGAGAAGGAGCAAGUGCAACCCAGGUUUCUGGGAGAGAGGGAAGAACCCUCUUCCUGGUUAGGAGGGCCCUAGUGACACCUGGAAUGAGAACCAUGGUGUUCUUUUUAAUUUUCGCUCACAAGAUGAAACCAGUGUGCAGUGACGUGAGGAAACAGCUUUAAAGGAACAGGUAUUUCUGCUUCAUAAAUUGCUCUUCGAAUCACAAUCGGAUGGAAGUCACACAGGUAGUUAGUUCCCUGGGCUUUCUCGAGUCUGCUGAGUGACAGGAUGCAUUGAGUCAGAAGCUGUGUUGCCUGAACACAAAUGCUCUAAAGGUGACUUGAAAACAUCUGUACUUGGAACUCAGUGACACGCUUGGACUCUUCCUGGAAUGACCCACGGGCUGUGUGUACAUCACCUGUGACCCAGGUGGCGGCUGGUACACUCUGACAAUCCUCCUCUCUUCACAAGAGUGGCGCAUCAGGGCGCACGCCCUGAGAGAAGCCCACAGCAUGGGCGUUCGGGGGCUUGUGCCUUUCUGUCCUUGGAAUUGGUGCCUGUUGCUAGCGACCCUCCAGUGUUGCGGAGCAUCUUCUGAGUUGAACAGAUCCACAGAUUCCUCUGCUCGGCGUGAGCUUAAUGUCCGGUUUGCUGCUGCCAGCUCCCAGCCAGCCGAGACAAUAUCUGUCUUCACACUGGAUUAUGACUACGUGCAAAUUCCCUACGAGGUCACCCUCUGGAUACUCCUAGCAUCACUUGCAAAAAUAGGCUUCCACCUCAACCGCAGGCUACCUGGCCUCAUGCCCGAGAGUUGCCUGCUCAUCCUUGUUGGGGCGCUGGUAGGCGCCGUCAUCUUCGGAACGGACCACAAGUCCCCACCAGUGAUGGACUCGAGCAUCUAUUUCUUGUACCUCCUCCCGCCCAUCGUCCUGGAAAGCGGCUACUUCAUGCCCACGCGGCCCUUCUUCGAGAACCUUGGCUCCAUCCUGUGGUGGGCGGGCCUGGGCGCCCUGCUCAACGCCUUCGGCAUCGGCCUCUCGCUCUACCUGAUCUGCCAGGUCCCGGCCUUUGGGCUGGGCGACAUCAACCUGCUUCAGAACCUGCUGUUCGGGAGCCUCAUCUCGGCCGUGGAUCCGGUGGCCGUUCUGGCCGUGUUCGAGGAGGCGCGUGUGAAUGAGCAGCUAUACAUGAUGAUCUUUGGGGAGGCCCUGCUCAAUGACGGCAUCAGCGUGGUCUUGUAUAACAUCUUAAUUGCCUUCACGAAGAUGCACAAAUUUGAAGACAUAGAACCCGUGGACAUUUUGGCUGGAUGCGCCCGAUUCGUCAUCGUUGGGUGUGGGGGGGUAUUUUUUGGUGCCAUCUUUGGAUUCAUUUCUGCGUUUAUCACCCGUUUCACCCAGAACAUCUCUGCGAUUGAACCCCUCAUCGUCUUCAUGUUCAGCUACCUGUCCUACUUAGUGGCCGAGACACUCUACCUCUCUGGCAUCCUGGCAAUCACAGCCUGUGCAGUGACCAUGAAAAAGUAUGUGGAAGAAAACGUGUCCCAGACCUCAUACACGACUAUCAAGUACUUCAUGAAGAUGCUGAGCAGCGUCAGCGAGACCCUGAUCUUCAUCUUCAUGGGCGUGUCCACCAUUGGAAAGAACCACGAGUGGAACUGGGCUUUUAUCUGCUUCACCCUGGUCUUCUGCCAGAUCUGGAGGGCCAUCAGCGUGUUUGUUCUCUUCUACAUCAGUAACCAGUUUCGGACUUUCCCCUUCUCCAUCAAGGACCAGUGCGUAAUUUUCUACAGUGGUGUCCGAGGAGCUGGAAGUUUUUCCCUUGCGUUUUUGCUUCCUCUGUCUCUUUUUCCUAGGAAGAAAUUGUUUGUUACUGCUACCCUAGUCAUUAUAUAUUUUACUGUAUUUAUUCAGGGAAUCACAGUUGGCCCUCUGGUCAGGUAUCUGGAUGUUAGAAAGACCAAUAAAAAAGAAUCCAUCAACGAAGAACUCCAUACUCGUCUGAUGGACCACCUGAAAGCUGGAGUUGAAGAUGUGUGUGGGCAGUGGAGCCACUACCAAGUGAGAGACAAGUUUAAGAAGUUUGAUCAUAAAUACUUACGGAAAAUCCUCAUCCGAAAGAAUCUGCCAAAAUCGAGCCUUGUUUCCCUGUACAAGAAGCUGGAAAUGAAACAAGCAAUUGAGAUGGUGGAGUCUGGGGUUCUAAGUUCUACAGCCUUUUCCACCCCCCAUCAGGCCCAGAGGACACAAGAAACCAAAAGACUUUCCCCUGAAGACGUGGAGUCCAUGAGAGACAUUCUGACACGAAACAUGUAUCAAGUUCGACAAAGGACCUUGUCCUACAACAAAUACAACCUCCAACCCCAGACAAGCGAGAAGCAGGCGAAGGAGAUUCUGAUCCGUCGUCGGAACACCUUCAGGGAGAGUGUGAAGAAAGGGCACAGCCUGCCCUGGGGGAAGCCGGCUGGUACCAAGAACAUCCGCUACCUCUCCUUCCCCUAUAGCAAGCCUCUGCCAGCAGGCAGAGACAUGAAGGUGGCUGAAUUCACAGAUCACGACGGCAGUGACUCAGAACUCCCUCCCAUCACGUUCAACACACACUCUCCAACAGAGACGAUUCAGGAAAGACGAUGGACACCUGAAGUCAUCCCGAUGAAGAGCUUACGUGGAGCAGGGACGCCACCGCACUUCGGUUACCGAAGAAACGCUAGCCGAGAAGAGCACCUGGGCAGGGGCGGAAGGGCGAUUUUGAGGCCCAAACCGCUCUUUCACGCAGUGGAUGAGGAGUUCGAAUCCGAGGAGGAGAGUGAGGAGGAGGCCCCAGCAUUUGGGUCCCUACUGUCAUCGGACCUCAGACCUGGCAGGGACUGCAACGUGUUCCACAGGCCUUUGCUCCAAAGAAAGUAGUAUCGUGGUGUCAUGUCCACCGGAUUGUUUCUGGGUUUUUCCAGAGUCCAUUGUCUGCUGAUUAUGUUGAAAGCAGGGUGUUCAGAGGUCUGGAGAGAGUUAGGGUUUUUGGAAGCUAUUAGACAGCAAGACUCUGUAUUCUAUAAGACAUGAUUCUGUAAGACUCUAUUAGACAUGAUUCUGUAAGACUCUGUAAGGGGGAUUUUUCAGAGGGCCAGGAGCACACUUGCCGGUUCUGCCAUAUUCUCAGCUAUGCUUCACAGUUGAAUUCUCUGCAGAGGACAGACAUCCAUCCCCGCAGGAAGUACUCACCAAGUGUGCCCUUAGUGUAAUUACUGAGAUACAGGCAGGACUGGGCAGUAAUUCCCCUUGGCCCUACUCAUGUCUGUGUGUGCUGUUUCUCAGUCGUGUCUGACUCUUUGUGACCCUUUGGCCUAUAGCCCCCCAGGCUCUUCUGUCCAUGGAAUUCUCCA